CUGACUUUCACCAUUUUAUUUGCCAACGAAAAAAAUAGAUCGCCAAGAGUGGAAGUGGACUUGUGCAAAAGAGAAUCGCUCUGCGUCGUUCGCGUCCUUUACGGAAUUUUACCCGGCCCGGACUACCGGAAACCGAACUUCCACUCCAGUGCAGCAGGUACACCGUCCCUUUUUGCAGCGUUUUUUGCAGGGCUGUGUUGUGGUGUGUUCUCCGUGCGGCCAAAAUCGCACGGGCGUGAGAGCGGAGGCAACAAAAGUAAAGCAAAAGAAAAAAAGACCCCGAGUGCAACCAACCACCACCGAUGUCGAACAAUGUACGGCGCCGCAGCAGCAGCAGCAGUGUGACUCAUGCGGCGGUCGAGAAUGUUGAAGUGAAAAAUCACGACAAAUUAUCCUCCUGCCCGGUUGCAUAUUAACCUCCGAUUUUGCCGUCGUAGCAAGUGAACGUCACAGCGAGGCACGAGAGGUUGUGCACCAAUGUGCUGUCCGGAUGCGAUAAGCACAAGUCAUCAUCCUUGCUUUUUGUUCUGGUCCGGUGCUGCUGCAUUGAAAUCAUCGGCACCACGAACACAUCGCUACCGGGUGGUUUCUGUGUGUCGUUCCGACACCUCUUAUCACGAACGUCGUCACUAGUGCGUAAGUGUGUAUGUGUGUGUGUGUGUGUGUACGUGUGCUGAAACGAGUUGUGCUGUUGUGCUGCUGGGUUUGAGCUGUUCUGCUAGAUGGUCUACCACUGGCCGGAAGUGGCAAUAGUUUUUUGGUGCUUUCCCAGUGCAUGACGACCGACCCCCGCACUGUUGUGCACCUCAUCUUUGGAACAAAGCAAUCCUUGAAAGGCAAAAUAGUGCACACACGAACCCUGUGCGAGCGUCGGGAAGAAAAGUUUCGGUGUACAGAAGAAUAGGGAUUAGCAUUCGACAACAAAUCACUGUGUCUGUGUGUCUAGUUGUGCGUGUAUUCAUAUCAUCUCCGGACAAAAGUGCCGACACCAAAUUAGUUUUAGACAACAAUUUAGUGUGUCUGCCGGCUGGCUCUGCAGGGUUUCGUGGGGAUUGUGUUCAUGUGCGCGAGAUAUCUGUGAUCUUUGUUCAGUGCUGUGUUAUCUAGGUCGGCUCGUAGCGCAAAAGGAAGUGUAGUCGAUUGCAUCCACAGGAUUGUAUCAUGUUAGCGAAAUCGCACUAGGAAAAGUUGUGUUUCAACCCCCGAAACCGUGUACAGCCUCAACGAAAGCUAGCACAACCACCAACCACCGAGCAUUAACGCUUCAUUUGUCCUUCCACUGUGAUUGUGGAGUCUCUGUGGUGCAAGCCGUGCACGAGAGGCAUGCAAGACUAAUACAGAGAGCAGAAGGAGUGCACACUUUGUGUCCUUGUGUGUGUGUGAUAAAGACGGUUCCGAACCCCCCUCCGGAUUGUUGUUGUUGUUCACGCGUUACCCCCCCGCGCGCUGUGCUCUAUCACCGUCGUACCACCGUAGCACCAGGUACGUGUACAGUAAGCGGCCGGGAGCUUGCCUUAACUGAAUCCCGCAACCUGCAAUCGCCGAUUGGCCGAUUGCCAUCUGCUCCGUCAAGAUACGAUACAAACGAGGCAUCAUGUUUUGGGACUCGCUCAGUAUGCAGUCCGAUAUCGACGCACUGCUUAGCAAAGAGGGUGUAACCCUUGCCGAGGUGCUGGACUACGAAAACGUUCUACAAGAAUGUAAAAGCCAGAAUCCCAAGCUGAUACAAUACUUAAAUCGCACCGAAAACUUCGAUGCGCUGAUCGAUCUCAUCAUACAGGAGCCGGCCGCCGAUUUGGACGACAAUAUACGCUUCAUGCAUUCCAACAUGGCGUGCGAAAUACUGACCAGCGAUGUGCCGUCCUUCAAAACGCACCUCGUCGAGAACCAGAACUUCCUAAACAAGCUGUACAGCUUCCUGCUGAAGGAGCCGCCGCUCAACCCGCUGCUGACCUCGUUCUUCUGCAAAACGUUCGGCAUGCUGAUCGCGAAGCAGAACGAGCAGGACUACUUCUCCUACAAAUCUGUGUGCCUGCAAGUAUUAGAGUUUAUCAAGUCGAAGAAAGGUUUCCUGCCGUCGAUGCUGAAGCACUUUGGCAACCAGGUCGUGAGCGAUCUGCUGCUGUCCCACAUCACCGACAUCGAGGAUGCCGAGCUCAAGUCCGAACUGUUGGAGUGGCUGAACGAGCAGAAGCUGGUGGCCGAAAUCAUUGCCUUACUCAAGCAGCCGGGCCAGGACCAGAAGCAUUACAAUGCUUCCCAGUUCCUCAUCGAGCUCAUCAAGAUCAGCCGGUGUAAGCGCCAGAACGAGCAGCAGGACAAAGUUACCUCGGACCCGAUUCUAGACACGCUGGAAAGUGAAGAAACAACGAAACAGCUGCUCGACAUCAUUCUCGAAGCAAAUGGCGAAGAAAGUGCAAUCAUUGCCGGAAUUCAAAUCAUCCUAAGACUGCUAGAAAACACGAUAAUCCAAGAACCGGUCUCGGAUACGGCACUGCAAAUUGUGAUCGAUGCGGAGAAGGAGCACCACGAUCUGCUCGUGGCACGUCUGGCCAACGUUAUCAAGCUGCGCGUUGCCGACCUUGUCGCGAUCCUCAAGAACCCGCCUGCGAAACCGGACAUAGUUACCACCUUCGGCUCACUGGCACCACCGCUGGGCAACGUGAGACUUCAGAUUUGCUAUCUAUUUACAGUAUUAAUAGAGACGGAAAACAAAGAACUUAUUGCCGCGAUUUGUGAAACGGACUAUUUCGACACCUUGCUCAGCCUCUUCGAGCAAUACAUUUGGAACAACUUCCUUCACGGGCGUGUUAAAGUUUGCAUCAACUAUGCCGUCGCGUCGUUCGACCAGGGCGACGGCAGCAGCGGCGAGGGAGAUAACAAACUCGCUAUCUCGAGCCUGCAGCGAUAUAUCAUAACGGAUUUUCAGCUGGCGCCGAAACUGUUGAAACUAUUUGUAGAUGCCGUAACACCCAACGAAAGCUUGUGCGUUAAACAAUUAGGGUAUACUGGACAUCUCAUCGAGAUGUGCGAUACGCUUAUGACCUCCGUAAACCUCUCGAAGGAAUUCCGCGGUAUGGUACACGCGACGCUUCCGGAUGAGGAGCAGAUGUCGAAUUGGGCUUGCUAUAUGGAAUCCGAGAAUAGUCAGUUGUUAAAUCACCUAGGCAUGCAGAAGAAGUUUUUGGCUGGUCAGGAUCCUUAUCGUAUCUGCUCACUAGAGCGAGAACCGCUUGGCGAUAUGAUGCCGUGCGAUACUCCGCCAAGCAAGGUGGAAAUGGACCAGCUGCUGGAAUGCAUCAACUUUGCGUUCAACAGCUUUGACUUCGCGGAAGAGCUAAAGGCAUCGGAGGGCACCUCGGACCGGUGGGACGAUUUUGGCGACUCGGCCGCCCAGAUCCUGACCCUGCCUAACAGCCGGCCCCCCACCAACCUGGACAGCCUUGCCGGGGACGAUCCGUUCGGCAUGCAGAGCGCCAUGUUCGGCGAGCGGGCAAAGACGCACGAGCACGACGACGAUGGCGACGAUGGCGAGGAUGGCGAUCCGUUUGCACCGUUACAGUCGGCGCCCGGUGGUGGUGGGCAGAACAACGACGACGACGACCACCACGCCUCCAAAGAUAUGCUGCUGGGCGACGACGGUUUGCUUGGUCAGAAAUCGGACUUUGAUUUCGGUGCGCUGGCAUCGUCCGGGCUGGUCGACAGCGAGAGCAACAGUGACGUGCCGCUGACCGGUGGCAUGAAUCACAACAUUUUGAAGUUUCUGCAGGCGGUCAACGAAACGGGCCCACCGUCGGCGGCCCUGCUCGAGGACAACUUUGCCGAUUUCGAGUCGGCGCUCGGUGCGGUGGGCAAUUCCGCCGCCGCCCGCAGCGACCCAUCCUUCGGUGGCCUUUCCCUGUCUGGGGCGACGUCCGGCGACGGUACGCUGCGGUACGAACCGGCCGGCGCUGCUGCAGCGUUCGAUGCGGCCAGUGUACUUUUCGAUUUCGAAAAUGCGGACAUCUUUAACGCGAACUCGAUACCGCCAACCGUGGACCAAGCCACGCCCAGUGGGGGAGAGGUCGGAAAAGUGCCCGAAAGCGUACAGCAGGACCCAUUCCUGGAGGCGGCAGAAAAAUCGACCGAAGCAAAGGAUGCACAGGAAGUGAGUGACAGCAAUGUGAAUGAUAAAGUUGUCGAUAGCACUCAAACAGUAGCCGAUGUGCCGACCGCUGUACCUUCCGAUAAUGAAACCAUGGCAGCCGCGGACAGUGCCGUCGAACGAAAGGAAGCUGUUGGUAGCACAGAGGAGAAAGCAGCUAGUCCAGCCACUUGCACCGACGUCGAAAAGUCCGAAGCGGUAAAUGGAGAUGAAAGCAAUAGCAGCAGCAGCAGCAUGACCCCGAAAGAGGAGGUAAGCAACAGUGCUGCAAGCUCCUUGUCCGUAACUGCAGCAGCAACGCCUGCACCAGCAACAGUGCCAGAAUCCGCACCAGCAUCGGUAGAGGAGACUGCCGCCAGCACAGCAGCACCCACCGUUGAGGCGACAGCAGCUACCAGCGACAGCAGCAGCAGCUCCGCAGCCGAUGCGAGCGAUACAAGCGGCUCACCGGAUAAUUGAGGGUGUCCGCCGCCGUGUCGUUGCCAACGGGAUCCCCCACCAUCGCCACACCGACGCCAAACGCACGCGCACCAGACCGAAACGGCCACCCAGCCAAAGCAGCGUCAUCGACGCCGCCGUCAGAGACGGCGACAACCUGUACAGCAUGCUGCUGCUGCACCGAACCUAAACGGUACUACUACUACCGUGCACUGCUAAUCCACAUAAUCACAGCGACACACACACACACACUGGGGAAGAUCCGAGCACGACGAUAUAUGUACGCGUGUAUGUGUGUGUGUGUGUGUGUGCGCGCACCUGUUCGUUUGCACAUCGACGAGUUGCAUCUUUCCCGGUAGAUGAGAGGAGAAAAAUGCGCGAUUUGGGAGGUUUGUUUAUAUGGUAUAAGAGCUUAUAUGAUAAUCAUGUGUGUUUUAAAGUAUCACAUGCAUCCAGGAGAUAGUAAUUUGUGCGAGGGCGACCUUACACGAGUUAGACAAGCAAAGCCUAGAGCAUAUUGACGCGCAUUGUGUGUCUCACAUAGCAAUUGCAAAGCCGUUUGCAAUUUUUGCAGCAAAAGCAUUUCGAGGAGAAAGCGGGAGCAAGAAACAGAUAAUCAGAUAUUGUUCUACACAAGAAUUUAGCAAUCUUACUACUUUCAGGGUUUUUUUUUCGUUUGGUUGGAAGCUUCCGCCAUCUCAAACUUUAAAUAAUCAAGUGUUUUCUAUAUAGGUUCUUUUUUCAGUAGUUUUGGAAAUGUUUUACGUUCCGUGAUCAUCAGUCAUGCCUUAAGUAAAUGUGAUCCAUUAUAUGGUACCGUAAUAGUAAACGGAGAAGAAGAAAAAAAACACACCCAAAACUCUAAACGUUACCUCACGUUAGUGCAACAUGCUCUUUUGCCCUCGCUUCGGUAGAAAAGAAAAAAAAGCCCCAGCAUACAAGCCCCCCUGGACACGACCACAACGACUUGCCGUAGUUCUUGCCACGUGCUGCCGCAGUAACGUGCGCGCACCAUUUUUGCAAAUUCAAGCACAUACACACAUACACACACACACACUACUCGCCUAAGAAGUAGCUCCUAUUUUGCCACCGUAAUGAAAAUGAUGAUAACCACCUCUGUGUGUGUUAGUGUGUGUGUGUGUGUGUGUGUGUGUGUGUGUGUGUGUUUCACUAGAGAAACUCGAGCAAUAAUUAGUUCAAAGAAGGAAACAAAAAGUGAGCUUAGAAACCGAUUGAUUUGUGUAAGACGUUUGAUUACAUCGAGACAUACCCCCCUCACACACACACACACACACUCAUACUAGCUUACCUACUAGCUUACAGCGUUUUGUAUGUUGAGAGGGAAGAGAGAGAGCGAGAAAAAAACAACAACCUAAUACGACAAUUUAAGUGCUGCAGAGCACACACAGCCAGCACAGACAGGGUGACAGCACAAAUAUCUCUUUUACACGUUUCACACAGUGUUCGUACGAUAGCUAAAUUACAACAAGAAGGCGCAAAACCCACGUACACCCGCUGCUGCUGUACUUCCAAAGCAACUGCUGAUCUUAAUUCAAUCCCCCGUAGUGGCGCGAGCCAAGAGGGAAGAGCGCGUGGGGAGAUACAUUUGUAGUAAAAGCUCCUCCGGCAAGGGAGCGUGGCAAAAGUCGAUUAGUACUGUGACACGGUUAGCAUAAAACAAGUUAUCAAAUUGUGCUGUGAAACUAUAGUAAAAAUUUGCUUUUCAACUAAUUCAUAUGGACUGCGUGUAGUAGUAGGGCGUGCGAAGAAAUGGUUGCAAGGAAUUACUCAUACAUACACACACACACACACAAAACCCAAACAAAAAUAACAGUUUAUUGUUUUGAAUGGUGAUUGCCAUUUGAAAAAAAAAUCUUUUGAUAAUGACGAAACGGUUAUGAUCGGGACACACGUUUUAAAAUCAAGCAGGUGUUGUGUAGUAGUGUUUGUUAAUUCAAUGCGGUAAAUUAAAUUAAAAUCACACGGAACACAAACAAACUUCGCAUCAAUUCAUCGACCGACCUGUCCCCCAUUGCAUUGUUUGAGUUAGUUCGUCGAUAAAAUGCCUUGUUUGUCUGCUACGGUUUGCGUCGGUUCGGUGGCGGUGUAGUGAGGGUGUACCGAUAACGAUGGCUCAACGCGUGUGUUAGUAGCAGCGGUAACAAAAAGAAGAGAAAAAGAGAGAGAAAGCAAUCAAAAAAACAAUGUACGCAAACCAAAACUAAAACUAUUGAUGUCAUAUCAACACACAAACAAAAAAGGGAUAACAAACAAACGAUAGUUACUCAAGGAUGUAACAUAUUAUUGUAAGUAAGGUAGAGGGACUGGGGAAAGAAAGUAGAGAAACCCUCCCACAUGUAGUAAUAGCUUGAACGCGUGUGUGUGUGUGUUUUUAAGUAUAGGAAACACACCAGAAACAUGUCUUAUUAGCAAAGAAUGGGUCUAAAAUGGUUCAAAUCAAAUGGUUUUCAGCAACAGGGAAUGCUUUUUUUUUUCGUUGCCUCUGUUGUUGGUUUUCCUUUUGUCGCAAAUUUUAAAGCGCGUACUAUUAAAAAGGAUUUAAAAAAAGCUGUAGAAAAACAACUUUCGCGUUCGGGAAAGUUCUUUAUUGUGCUUAAUUGAAUGGUACACACACGCACAGACGCAGGUGAUUAUUUAAGAAAACACUUGCAAGUAAUUACAUACCACACACUACUGUUCCCUCCCCAUACCGUCGUGUGGGGUGUGGUGUAGGUAGUCCGUCGCCCAUAUCACUAUGCUCAUUAUGGUCGAUAGUCGUUACCGUACCAUGCAUACAAUAGAAAGCGACAAUAAUAAGUGCUGCUGCAUGCUCUGCGUCUGGCAGAUUGGCUGUCCUGUUUUCUGCUUUUGCGCCCACCCCACGAUGGAGCUUUGUUAACCCUUUUGUUGUAGCAAAACAACAGUCUGUUAAGUUUGAUUAUGUUUUCUGUUCGUUGUAUGUAUCGGAUACAUCAAAGGAAGCACACAAUUGCCCUUAAACUAAAUGUAUAAAACCCCUGCUGCUGCUGCUACUACUACUACUACUCUACUACUCUAGACGCUCACACACAGUAAGAUGCAAGCGGAACGCGCUUUAAUCGUACACGUCCAUAAUUCGGGUUGUGGCUUGGUUUAGCAGUAGCCACGUUUAGCCACGUAUUUCCAACGAAGGUAGGCGCAUUAUAGCAAUACAAACAGGAGAAUGUGCGAAACGUUGUUGGGUUGUCCAGUUUGCGCGGCGCAAAAGAUUGAGUUUAGAUUGAGUUUAGAGGGAAAGGAAAGAAGAAAACCAUAGCAAUCGAACGUUUUGGAUCUGUCUUUCAUUUUCGCUAAAACUGAAGCAAAAAAAAAACGGUUAGAAACGGAAGGCACGGGAAGAAGAUAUCAACCGCGAAACGAACUAUAGAACUAAAUUCGUCCAAUCAUGUAGAGAUUUUACAAUAUUAUUAUUACUAGUACUUCAAUUGUUGCAAAUGUAUCGUAGCCACGAUCCCCGAGAAGGAGGAGGGGGAAGGCCACCACCAUUCUCGCAUAUCCUCCCCAUAAUCCUCACGUUCCUCGCGUUGAUCACGGGGAAAGAGAAGCAGCAGAAUGCAGUAGUGUGUCCCAUUUGGUGGUGGCGUAACGGCACCGGUAGAGUGGUAGUGUAUGUUCAUGAUUUUUACCCUUCAUUUGUCAAACCAAGUGCCCCGAUUGCGAAGCAAAGGAAAGUCAAACCAAAAUGGUAGCUACUAUCAAUUAACGAAAAGCGCAAAAAAUAAGCAAAAAAAGAGAGGAAAAUAAUGUGAACUGCGAGCGUCACACAAAUGGCUGGUAUAAUAGUGUGAAUUGUAACAGGCUCCUUUAGGUCUAGUUGUAGCUCGCCCAAGAUCGAUCCCCCCCCCCCGGAAUAUAUAAAAGUAAUUAAUGGUGUUAAUAGAAAGAACUACUUGGCCUCCUCUGGUGUGUAUGUGUGUGUCUGUGUCUGUGUGCGUAAAAGAAGCAAAAGCAAGUAAAUGAACAAGGAAAAAGUACAUAUAUACACUUAUAUACAGAUAUAUAUUAAAGUGAACUAUUGAUAUUUACAUUAUGAAAAAUGGAGAAAAAGAAGAAGAAGAAGAAAAAGCAAACAGUACUGGGUCUUCCGAGGGAACAUCAUUUCACACAUACACACAAAAGUCUGUGUCUUUUAAGCUGGUAUAACAUAAACACAUAAAAAAAACUAAAACAAAAGGAAACAAUUGUUGCAAGACGUACAGUUUAACCGUAGAGUGAGUGCACGUGUACGGACGGAUACCGCUUUCGAACGGGUUGAGAAUGCACGCAAUAAUACGCUAUUACUCCCUUUUCAAUUCUCUCCGUGGUGGUACCGCGUAUAAUAUAACUGUCUUAGACUGUGUCUAUGUGUGGAUGGUUCUCGCGCGCGCGUGUGUGUGUAUAGAUAAGAUUAAGCAAAUUCCAAGUCGCGAAAAUAGCUCAUUCCUAACUGGCGGCAUUUGAAGUUGGUAGUUGCUGCUGCAUGGACACAAUUUGCUGACGCAAAGGAGGACCAAACACGUGCUCGUUUUGAUUUUCCCUUUACAGGGUUUUCCAGGAGUUCUCAUAGCUGUGGGAAACUUUAUUGACUCUUUUUUAGGUGAAAUGAACUUAAUAUAAUGGGAAUUGGACUCUAUAGCACUCUUGUUGGACAAAUCCAAUUAGAAUUUCGAAAGAGCCUGUCCAAAAAGGGUGCCAUAGAGUCCAAUUUCUAUCAUAUGAAGUCCACUUCCCAUAAGAAAAAGUCAAGGAAGUGUCCCACAACUAUGAGAACACCUGGAAAACCCUGUAUGCUACUAGCACCACCACCACCACAACCACUACUACUAUUACUACUUUUGACUGCAGCAACAGCAGCGCACCGGUUUUGCAGACAAAAACACACCAAAAACACAUUCUCACGAACCAAACGUACAAAACUUGGGGACGGAACCAUACAUUCACACUUGCCCACAUUCACGAACGACACAUUCAGGAAGGCAUUGCACCGAAAUGCUGACACUAAUUGUAUAUGCUUUUAACUUAGUACUAGCAUGUACUAAGCGUAUCAUAUCGAUGAGAAUAUAACCAUAUACACCCACACACACGCUAACACCCACCCAUCCACACUCGCACAAACACCUCAACCGAGGAAGAAACUGAAAAUUCAACGAGAAAAUGCCAAUGAAGAAACAAAACAAACAAAAACAUGCCACAAGUUUAGACGCUUUAGAUGGUUCUUUAUCCGAUUGUUCCUAAUUGUAUGUGUGGCCUGCCUCCCUCCCCCACAAAACGCAACAGACUGCUCCCUGCAUAUGUGUAACCCACGGAAUUCUAUUGCACUUGUUGGUGCGACGGCGGCUGCGACGACUGCGGCAAUGUUGGAGCGCAUUUGAAUCUUUCUCUACCCUGUGCCAGUAACGUACUGAAAACGUGCAAUUUUGUCUUAUGCUGUCUAUCUCUCGCUACCACUGUUGUAUGCAUAUCUCGCCAACUCUUCACACACCGUUUGGCCACCAACCAUGGGUUUGUUGAAUGCAUUUGCUAGCCCACCCAUCACCCAUCUUUCUCAGCCAACACAGAACAAAUUGCUCAAAGUGUGUGUGUGCGUGUGUGUGCAAUUUUGUCUCGUUUUUUUUUUAGAACACGAGUUUCAGCCGCGUUUCACGGUGCUUUCCCUCCCAAAAACAGGGUUGAAGAAAACUGUGCUAAAGCCUAGUUGUGUGAGUGUAAAGAAUGCAUUAGAUAUACUGUUAUAGUGAAAGAAAGAAACAAAAAAACAGCGGGAUAGAAAGUGUGUGUUUUGUGUGCGUGUGUGUAUAUGCUAAAAGAAGAUAAACAAAAGGAUAGUGAAUAUGUAAAGUGAAGGAAAGAAAAACCAAAACAACGCGAUGUUCCAAUCGGGAUAGCAGAAGGCUAAAUAUGAAAAGAGCUUUUUUGUUUUGUUUGGGAAAUGACUAGAAGGCAAGCGUUGAAACACGUUGAAAACUGUGCUAUAAUAAGCCUUAUACCAAAAUGCUUACCCAUUUAUUUCUCUAUUGUGUUUGUUCGACAAAGAACGCAAAAGAAAACUCUUACUUCUUUCUCGCAAUUCCUUACGUUUGCGAAUAAAAAAAAACCCACGAGACUUGUAAAAAAUACAAAAAAAACAUUGGCAAACAGGAGCAAAACAAGCAAAACAGAAUGCAAACCUCGAAAAAGAGUUUCGUUUUGGUAGCGCACAACGUAACACAUAACAUAAUUCAUCAACGCACGAAAGUGAUCGAGAACGUAUCGUAAUAAUAAAAAAAAUAGAGAAACAGAGAAGAUAAGAAAAAAACACGAAAAAAAAACACACACACACACAGCUAAAGUUACUGGAAAAUAAUAGCAAACGAAGAGAAGCAAUAUUUGCAAUCUGAACAAUGAAGAUAAAAAAUAGUAAAAAGUAAUACUACUAGACAGAAUGAUAAGCGAAGCAUAUUAGCAAAGGAUAGGUGGAAGAACAGCAAGCGCGAAAGUGAAGGUGAGUAUAGAAAAGUAAAAUAUUACACCCGAGAAAGAAAAUGCAAAAAUAAAACAACAAAAAAAGAAGAAACAAAAAAACCUAACUUACACACCAUUUUACACUCAAGAAGGAAACUCCCGAUGAAAACUGAAACCAACCAAGAGACAAUGAUUAAAACAAGCAAAGUAGAUAAAAAAAAACAAACAAGUAAACGUGAACACAGUCACACUCUCACACCCAUACCGAUAAAAGAAAAGACAAUGAAACAAUGUAUGAUAAAACAAAAAGAAACGCAAAGUAAGAGAAGCAGGAAGGAACGGGAAUUCGAAAUCAUUUUCUGUUUUGAUAGAAGAGAGCGAACACUCCGAAGAGAGAAGCAAACAAGAGAAAGAGGGGGGAAAACAUGUGUUUAGAAAAUCAUAAUUGUGCUCAUUGGAUGAUGCGUUUUCCUCCCAAAUACCCAUGGGUGCCUGUUGCAGAGAGAGAGAGAGAGAGAGACAGAGAGAACGAGAGAGAGAGAGAGAGAGAGAGAGAGCGUAAUUUGCGUAAGGGGAGCGAAAGAAUGAAUUAGAACAAGCGAGAUGGAGAAGUGUUGUGGAUGUGUGGAAGUAAAAAACCCGAAAAAAGGAAUCUGUGGUGGUACCGGUGCCUCUUUGUUGUGUAGAACCGCUGGGGGAAUUAGAGUGGGAGUGUUUUCCUUCAUUUCUUUUUUUAUAUAAAUAUAAUAAACUGACUUUGGUAACACAAGAA
This is a messenger RNA of Anopheles gambiae (African malaria mosquito), 11813 nucleotides long. RefSeq names its product serine/threonine-protein phosphatase 6 regulatory subunit 1 (gene fmt). NCBI's taxonomy places the organism in Eukaryota, Metazoa, Arthropoda, Insecta, Diptera, Culicidae. Gene Ontology annotation, cellular component: cytosol; nucleus. Gene Ontology annotation, molecular function: protein phosphatase binding; protein phosphatase regulator activity. Bases 1595 to 4603 code for a protein of 1002 amino acids. The record is from RefSeq and is a predicted model, not a curated record. The transcript is spliced from 15 exons.